GUGAAAACGUAAACAUGGCCGCGGAGAGUAGUGAAGGUUUGCCAAUAUCUCCGUCCGAGAAAUCGUUAACCGGUAGCUUAGUGUCCGAAGAGAAUGAGAAAAGUGUAUCGCGAUCGCCGUCAGCUUACUCGAUAAGGGAGGACAAGUGGCCGGAUCUCGUAGUCUCGAGGCCUAGAAAAUUGGACGCUUGGUGGUUACCCAGACCACGUGAUCCGGUCAUCAUCGAGAGGAGUAAUCUCGUGAAUAUUUCGAAAUUAAUCGUGAAGGAGCUGAUCGAAACCUCACUGAAGUAUGGUCGAAUGCUCGACUCCGAUCAUAUGCCGUUGCAACACUUUUUCAUCGUUCUCGAACAUGUGCUUAGACACGGUUUGCGACCGAAGAAGGGUCUACUUGGACCCAAGAAGGAGCUUUGGGAUAUACUUCAGCUCGUUGAAAAAUAUUGUCCAGAAGCACAGGACAUUACGUCUAGUAUUCGUGAUCUGCCCACUGUUAGGACCGCGAUGGGUAGAGCGCGAGCAUGGCUGCGUAUGGCGCUAAUGCAGAAAAAGCUGGCAGACUACUUGAAAGUUUUAAUCGAUCACAAGGAGGAUAUAUUGUCCGAGUAUUUCGAGCCGGACGCUCUGAUGAUGAGCGAGGAAGCAAUCGUUAUAAUGGGCUUGUUGGUGGGCUUGAACGUCAUCGACUGCAACUUCUGCGUAAAGCGCAACGGUGACUAAUCUUCAAGCAAAAGUGGAAUCCCUGACAACGACGAACGCUCUCAUGAAGGAGGACCUCUCUAUUGCUCAAAAUCACAUACUGUCGCUUUACGAGGAGAACAGACAACUGAAGAAAGAGUUGGGAAUCGAGAUCAAAGACACGAACGAGAACGGGAAACCACCGAUCAAAAUCACCGAAACGACGACUGAAAUCGAGGAGUUGAGAAGUAGAUUAGAGGCUGAGAAGAAAAUGCGGAAGGACGUAGAGAAGGAAUUGGAAUUACAGAUUAGUAUGAAGUCGGAAAUGGAAGUGGCUAUGAAGCUGUUGGAGAAAGAUAUUCACGAGAAACAAGACACGAUCAUAUCAUUGCGACGACAGCUCGAUGAGAUCAAGUUAAUUAACUUGGAAAUGUAUAAAAAGCUACAGGAAUGUGAGCACGAACUAACGCAGAAAGGCGAAAUGGUGAGCCGGCUGCACGCGAAGACCAAUCAGAUCGGCAAGAUCCUGAAUAAUCUCGAGAAGUGCAACCACAUGAAAAAGGACGGCGAUAAUAUUCGUAGCCCGACCACGCCGAGCAGUGUCUCGAAAUCGAUUCUCAAUAAGACCAGUCCCACGUCGCCGCGAUGUUACUCGUCCGUAGACAAUGUACCCGCGGCUGACUAUCAGCACUCGCCUAACAAUCAGCAACAAUCCGCUAACAAUCAUCAGAAACCGUCAAACAACCAGCAAACUAACAAUCAACAACACUCUGAUAACGUUCAGCAGAAAUCUUUGAUUAAGCAGCCAGACUCUCCGAAUAAUAACAGAGAGACGAGGGUUGACGUAGAGCAAGUAAAUGGCGCUAACGGCAAGGGGACUGCAAAGCCUGAUAACGUAGAGCAGAGUAAAGCGAACGGUGAGGUCUCGCAAAUGAAGGCGCAGGAGAAAUCGACCGCAUAAGAGAACACCAGUCUUUAGAGAAUGGUUUUUAUAUUACAUGUGCAUCCUCACACUUCGUUUAACAGCUCGACUAACUUCGAGGGCGUAUGAACGACGGCUGAUCCUUUAUACGAACGUGUUCCUGAAAUGUCCAAUGACAUUUUAAACAGUGUCUAUGUAUGUACGAGUAAUAGCGUAUUUAAUUGAUUAAUUAUUACCCUGUACAUAAUUUGCGAGGUAUCAGCUUUAUUUAUUUCGUUACUUUUUGUUCUAGAGUCUCUUCAGAAGUUUUUUUUUUUAUGAAUUGUUGAACGUGUUAGCCUGACUACCAAUCUCACGAUAAUUUCUUUGUUUAGAGAUAUCGUAUCUUUCAUUGACAAAUGAAUUUCACUUGCUACGUUAUUUAUAUUGUCAGGGAUUAAAAUUUCUUAAUUUAAUUAAUUUCAAGCUUCCCAGAGAUCUAAGAGAGUCUUUCAUUUCUACUAAUAAGAAAUAAAUUAAUAAUAAUAUAUAUCAUAUUCGCAAGAAUUAAUCUGGUAGACGAGUUAAUAAAUUACCAAAGUAAGUGAUUAUUCGCAUUGUUCUGAACUAAGUUUCUAAGGAACAGAAGGCGCUUAUAAUAGAUGUAUCAUUUAAGUUAGUACGAUCGUUAAUCAUUUAUUGCCUAAAAGGAUAACUGUUACGAAAGAAUUUACACAUAUACAUUUACAGACACUAUGAUUGUUAUCGAAAUGGAAUUUAAUCACGAGAAAUGUUGUUGGAUCAUUCAGAAGCACUAACUAUUAUACACUCAACGCUAAACAAGCUGUAUCAAAAAUUAUCACGUAGACCUUUCACAGGGCAAGACUUUAUACAGACUACGACUUGGAAACGCGUAGAAUAUAUCAACGAGAAUGAAAUAUUCGAUAUAUUUAUAAUUAUCUAGCAUCAUUCAUGCAUCAGUAAGCUUUCGAAUAGGACAUCUAUCGUGAUGUGUUUCGAUCGAGACACUCUACUCUAGAUUAUUAGCUGUGCUUUAUUAACGGCAUAGUUAUCAACGCUGUUUCAAUGAAAUUCCUAUUGCGCGCACUAUCGAACUAUCGAACGACAAUAACAUUAGUAGACACAUGUUUUUCGUAUCCUCGUUAUAACAUAUAAUAUCCAGUUGAUAUCUGUUUUAUCGUUCAUUAGAUUCUGGUUAUUAAUUAUUAUUCUCUGUGUGUAGAGUGUCUCGGAUAUUUCAUUUCACCCCAUACGCGGAAACAUUGUACUUCAAUGAAUAUUAAUUAUCCUGUUACAUUGGUAUUAAUCUCCCUCCCUGUCGAAAUAAUCUAUCACCGAAUAUUGUUACUCGUUUAGCUUUUGUCGAGCUUUGUCCGCGAGAAUAAUACCAAUCGACGGAUGAUUAACAUUCCCCAUUUCCAAGUCGACGACAGAAAAAAAAAAAAAAAAAAA
This is a messenger RNA of Heterotrigona itama, 3048 nucleotides long. The record is from the annotation of a GenBank genome assembly. Lineage: Eukaryota; Metazoa; Arthropoda; Insecta; Hymenoptera; Apidae.